Messenger RNA from Lactuca virosa, 234 nucleotides. Lineage: Eukaryota; Viridiplantae; Streptophyta; Magnoliopsida; Asterales; Asteraceae. The record is from the annotation of a GenBank genome assembly.
AUGAGUGAAAUGAUUGGAGUGAGCACAUCUUCCUCGUGUUUAUGGACCUCGAGUACGGGUGGAAUUAUCCCAAUUCAGAACUAUAUAGAAACUAUAGGGUUUUCAAACAGUAAGGGUGUGGCAAUAGAAAAGCUGCACGUGAGUAUAAUGUUAUCGGAUGAUGAUUUCAAGGAUGUUCAUAAUGAAGCAAUUGACAAGGUUUUGAAGAAGAAAAGAAAAAAACAUGGAGAAUGA